AUGCUUUUCGGCUAUAAACAGAAAAAGCCGUAUUCGGCCAUCACUGUUCAAAUCGAUAGACUCACCAGUGAGCAGUAUGAAGUUGACGAUUCUAGCGGAAUUGUAGACCUGAUCGAAGUGAUCCGGCUUCAAGCUAGUGGUCCGAGCGAGGCCAGUCGAGCCCUGCGGAAAAAAUUGAAAUAUGGGUCUGUGCAUCGCCAGCUACGAGCUCUGACAAUUUUAGACUUUCUCAUCCAGAAUGCUGGGGAAAGAUAUCUCCGAGGUUUCACAGAUGAGCCACUGUUAGAGCGGCUCCGCGUAGCCGCCACAGAUCCAGUUUCAGACCCUGAAGUAAAAGAAAAAUGCAGGCAAAUGUUCCUGCAGUGGUAUUCCUCCUUCAAAGGGGUUUCUGGCAUGGAACGAAUUGCCAACCUCCACAGGCAGCUACCCCAACGGAAAAAACCCAUGAAGCAACAACAAUCGAAAGUUCUCAAAGAAACAGAAUUGCAGCCAGACACCCCUAUAGGCCAUUCUGUAUCUAUUACGGCUGGAAAUGGCCCAGUCACUCUAUUAUCAUCCCCCACAUCGUCGAGGUUCUCCAAAACAGGCCGGCCAAGCCUGUCCAAGACAUCAGAGGACACAUCUCACCGUGGAAUGCCAUUCAAUCUAGAGAAAGAGCGGCCAGAAAUUCUGCAAACAAUUGCAUCCUCAUCCAUGGCAAGCACAAACUUCAUGAAUGCACUGAAAUUGGUCAAUCGCGAGCAUCAUCGCGUAAGCGAGGAUCCGGAGGUAAUGAGUCAGUUUGAAAAGUGCAAGGAUCUGCGGCGGCAAAUAUUAAGAUACAUCCACCAUGUCAACAGCGAUGAUUUCCUUGGCAGUCUCAUUCACGCUAAUGAUGAACUGAUAAAUGCCCUCAUGACCUUUGAAGUUCUAGAUAAGAGCGUCGAUGACGAUAGUGACAGUGAUAGCGAAGCUUGGUUAGAAGAAACUAUGAAUCCAAAUAGGGGUACAAGCGAUGAACUUUCUGCACUGACUCUUGGUGCCACCACAAAGCCUCCACGGCCUCCACGGCCUGCUAAACCUGAUAACCUUUACUACAACCCGCGGUUGUCGGUGCCUCAGGGAAAGCAAAGAGAAUUACAAAGUCAGAGCGAAGACGAGGACACUGACGAGGAGGAAGAUAACGAGGACAACCCGUUUGGAGACAGGAACGCAGUGCAUACUCCAAGUCCCGAGGAAUCUGGACUUCCUUGGUCAGAAUCAACACCUUUUAAAUAG
This is a messenger RNA of Paracoccidioides brasiliensis Pb18, 1257 nucleotides long. RefSeq lists its product as uncharacterized. Gene Ontology annotation, cellular component: actin cortical patch. Gene Ontology annotation, biological process: endocytosis; actin cortical patch localization; actin filament organization. The record is from RefSeq and is a predicted model, not a curated record. The transcript has 2 exons. Gene Ontology annotation, molecular function: phosphatidylinositol binding; ubiquitin binding. Bases 1 to 1257 code for a protein of 418 amino acids.